This is a messenger RNA of Lodderomyces parapsilosis, 2100 nucleotides long. RefSeq names its product Hap42p (gene HAP42). The coding region runs from base 1 to 2100 and encodes 699 amino acids. Gene Ontology annotation, cellular component: nucleus. The record is from RefSeq and is a predicted model, not a curated record. Lineage: Eukaryota; Fungi; Ascomycota; Pichiomycetes; Serinales; Debaryomycetaceae. Gene Ontology annotation, biological process: regulation of DNA-templated transcription. The transcript has a single exon.
AUGGAAGCAAAAUCGUUACUGGUGAGUCCAUCAUUUCAGGGGUCUGCAAAAGACUCGUCCACUACAAGAGUUGACAAGUCCCAAGGGAAUGGCAACUUAUUGCAUCUGCAAGCAAACCCCACAGGUGGAAACACGGGCCUGGCGCUCACAAAUUCAAUACCAACACAGAAUUCAACACCUGUCAAUAAACCCGGGCAAUCAAACACAAUCACAAAUCAAGUACCAAGUAGUUCACUACCGCAAACUCAAAGUAACAACAAUGCCAUUAAACCCAAGGGAAAACCAUCACAAGUACCGUCAAGACAUCAAGCAAUACGGCAACACCCACUACAUAUCGCACCAAAAUAUGCCAAGAUCCAACCAGCAAUAGCACCAAAACCAACAAGUUCGGUGCCUUUGACAACAAAGUUUAACCCAAUACCUAGCAGCAAAUUUCAACUACUGAUGAAAUCAUCAUUAUCAUCUCAAGAUGCAACGAAUCUCAAUACAUCCAAGAAGUGGAUCUUACCACCCCGACCAAGACCUGGUCGGAAACGAACUGGUGGUGAAUGUGACAAGAUAGUCAAAGCUCAGACCAAUGCAACAAAGAGGAAAGCCAAAAUAAAGCUGGAAGCUGGAUGUAAGACAGGUGAUGGGAAGGAAAAAUUGGAGAAAACCACACUUGGAUCAAGCUCAACGACGGCAAGAACAACAGCGAGUAACCCAACCACAAAAAAGGAAGUCGACACAGGGUGCUCCGCGACAGCUGAUUUUGUCAACACAAGUAAGGGUACUACUAGAAAGACGCAGAUAACAGCUAUGAGUACUGUAACACAGCCUCUUUCGACGGAGAUAAAACGAGAACCCAUAACUGUGGCUACUGCAUUGUCAAAGACAGCAGCAACACCAGAAACCACACAAUCUAGAUCACGAACAAAUGGAAUAACCCCAUUGGUGUCUGAUCUGAAGUCAAAUCUGAAACCACUGAUGCUAGUUCCAGCACCCCCAGCACCUCCGCCACCGACUACUAAAUCAGAAGACCCAAAGGCUCAUAUGACAGAAUUGAAGUUGUCAUAUUUGGCGAAAUUAAAAGAGCAAGAAAUCAUCAGAAAUUAUGUCGAAGUCCUCACAAACCAGAUUAAGGAACUAAGUUUUGUACAAAAUGGAGUCAUUACUUUUGAUGCUUUAAAAAAUAGCUCUAAAGUUACACCAGACUCUCAAAGAAUAACUUCAACAUUAUCCAAAUCCAAAUGCGACCAAUUAGAUUCGAUCAACAAUUUGAAUGAUUUAAACAAGUUUCUAAAUUAUCUAAGUAAGUCUUCAGAUAUCAUCAAAAGUGCUAAACGACAGCCCAAUGAGCACACGGCAACUCCAGACAAUUUGAAUCAACAAAUUGACAGUUAUGUACAAUUGCGACAGCGGUUUAAAAUGUUGAACCAGCAAAAUGGGAAAAAGAUUAACAAAAAGAAGGCGUGUAAGCAGCAGCAACAGCAACAAGUUGACAAUUCAAAAGAUGCAGAACCUACUGCUUCUUCAUCAGCGUCAGCCACCACGCCUAAACAUGCGAGUCCCAAGUCCCCAUUCACCCCGGAUUUACUACGUCCUUUGAAUGCAUCAAAUUUGUUUAAUGAUCCCAAUUUGGAUAUGAUGGAAAUGGACUUGCAAACAGAGACAAUAAAAGCUUCACCGUCAACUGCCGAAAUCUUGACCGAUAAUAAUGAAGUGAAAAGUGCUGGUGAUGGUUUAACCAUGGAGUUUGAAGGGACAAAGUAUGGAGAUAAUGAUGUUGGUGGCGACGCUGGUGGCGGUGAUGGUGAUAAUGGCGAGUUUUUUCAUAUUGAUGAACAUGAUUUUCUAAGUCGAUUGGCGCUAGAUGAUACGACAGAAGAGCCUGACUUGGGUGAAGUUGUGAUACACAAACAGAAUGGGGGUAGAUCUAGUGAUGCAACGGAUGUGAAUGGAUUGGAAGAUAAAGGAAUUGCUACUGAAGUUAAUAAUCGGACUCCUGCCACGAAUGAUAUGAUUAUGCGGAAAAAGGUCAAAUUCAAUUGUGGGUUCUGCACUAAUGAUACACCAUGUCUAUGUUUUGAUUCCGAUUUGGAAAUUAGUCGAUUGGGGUAA